Messenger RNA from Plasmodium malariae, 16224 nucleotides. Its product is annotated as dynein heavy chain, putative. Gene Ontology annotation, molecular function: ATP hydrolysis activity; dynein light intermediate chain binding; ATP binding. NCBI's taxonomy places the organism in Eukaryota, Apicomplexa, Aconoidasida, Haemosporida, Plasmodiidae. Gene Ontology annotation, cellular component: axoneme; dynein complex. The record is from RefSeq and is a predicted model, not a curated record. Bases 1 to 16224 code for a protein of 5407 amino acids. The transcript has 2 exons. Gene Ontology annotation, biological process: microtubule-based movement.
AUGACAAAAUUUUCUGAACAUAAUUAUGAUGCAUUAAAUUUAACAGAGCUUAAAAGUAAUAUUCAAGAACAAAAUAUUAUAGGUUAUAGUGUUGAUUACACAGUAAGUGGGUUAUUAUUUUUUGGAGGGUUUAAAAUAAAUGUUGAAGAAAAUAAUGGCUCUAUAUGUAAUGAUGCUUAUUUGAUUCAUAUAAAUAAAGAGCAAGUAGAAUAUGAAAAUAUCAUAAGUAAAAUUAAGCCAACUGUUCGAUGUUAUCAUAGCUCUUGUAGUUUCUUAGAAAACUAUGUACUAAUUUUUGGUGGGCUAAAUAGUGAAGUACCAUUUAUAGCUUUAAAUGAUUUAUGGAUAUUCAAUAGUUUAAACAAAACGUUUGUUGAAAUAAAACUUAUUUGUAAAGAUAAAUGUGAAGAUGGAAAUGUACAUGAUGGAGAAAUAGAAAUAUAUAGGAAUGGAAAUAUAAAUGAGUUAGACAACAACUGUACAAGCAUAGAGGAGGACGAUUACGAGGAUGAUGAUGAUGAUAAUAAUAAUGACAACGAUUCUAUUUUAGAUAAUAUUAAUGUUAAAAAUUUAAAAAAGUAUUUAAGAUAUUAUAAUCAUAAUAAUAGUAAUAGCAAUAGUAGUAACAUUAACAACAGUAUUAGCAAUACUAACAACAAUAGUAGCAAUGCUAAUAAUAGCAGUGGAGAGGGGCAAGUAAAUAAUGUUCCCUCUCCUCGUUACUAUUCUAGUUUAGAUUUAUAUAUAGUAAGAAAAUCAAAUAUAGAAAACACACAAGAGGAGAGCAAAAAAGAGGAAAUUAGUGUAAAAAAUAAUAAAAUAUUAGUAAAUAAUGCAUCUACUUACGAAUAUUUCAGUCUGAUAGUGUUUGGUGGCUAUGGUGGAUAUGAUAGAAGUAGUUACAAUGAUCUAUAUGAAUAUAAUAUGUUAAAUAACGAAUGGUUGUUAAGAUCUUGCAAAGGAAGUAUUCCUUUCCAAAGGUAUGGACAUAUUUCCUUUAUAAAUGGAAAUAAUUUAUUUAUAUUAGGAGGAACAAAUUCUGAAGUAAGUUUUAAUGAUAUGUAUUCAUGUAAUUUAAAAAAGAGUGAAUGGUCUGAAGUCGACUUCUCUUAUUCUUUUAAUGUUUCAAAAGUGUUCUGCAGGAGCGUAUUAGUAGAAUCUAUAGACAGAAAUAUAAUUUUCAUUUUUGGAGGGUACAAUAUAAUUAGCGAUGAAAAGGGAAAUAGAAAGAUAGAAUAUAACAACACUGAGUUGAACAUGUUAAAGCUGUAUGACACCUUUAAAUUAGAGGAGUUAAAAUACAAUGUCGUUAAAAGUAAGGAGGGCACCAAGAGUAGUGAUAGUGGUCCUUAUGACAGUAUUACCACCACUGCACAAAACAAAAACGGAAUAAUGUAUGGAAAUAACAUGAACCACUUAAUCGAAGGGGAGAAAAAAAAGGGCGAAAGAGGAGAUACAGGAGAAAGAGAUGAAAAAAGUGAAAAGAGUGACAUACAUGAAGAUGUUACUCCUACUAACAUAACAUUCUGUUCUAUUACCUACGAUUUUGUUGAUUCUAAUUUAAUUAUUACAGAUUCUAAGAAAAAAAUAUAUAUUAUGAAUAUUAGUAGAAUUAUAGGACCUAAAUAUGCAAUUUUUAGUUUAUGGCCAAGAUACUGCGAUAUAGAUGGAAAUAAGAAAAUUUUAGUGAGAGGAAAAGGUUUCAAUAAUGAAGGAAAAAUUGUUGUAAAAUUCAAAUCCGGAGAGGUGAAUUUAUUUAGUGAAGGUAUUUAUAUAAAUGAAAAUAAUAUAUAUACAAUUGCACCAAAUGCCAAAAAUAAAAUAAAAAAUAAUAUAUGUGAUGUCCAACUAUCUAUUAAUGAUAAAUGCUAUACAACCAAUAGUUGUGCCUUAGAAUAUUAUUACAAUAUUGAUCCGAAAAAUACGUUAAUUUUUGGAACUGGUUUAUUAGAACCCGUAUGUUUAAAAGAAGAAAAUAUUUUCUUUUUAAUUGCUAGAAACUCCUUAAAUGAAAAUAAAAAAAUUGGUGGAGACAAGUUUCAAAUAUCUAUUAUAUAUGAGCAAGAAAAUGAAAGUCAUUCUUUAAAAUACUCUGUUUACGACGUGAACAACGGUUUCUACAUAGUUAAAUAUUUUCCAUUUCACGAAAAAAAAAUGGAAGAAAUGGAAGAGAGACAAAUCAAACUGUCCAAUGAAAAGGGCGAAGUAGUCACAGGGCAAGUAACUACAGGAGUAGCUACAGGGAAAACACUUACGGAAGUAGUUACAGACGAAGAUAGCUCUAAUAUAGGCGUAAUGCAUGAAAGUAUAAAUAAGGAUAGGAACAAUGGAACAAACACGAGUGCUGUAACUCUUGUUGAGAGCAAAGAUGCAAUAAAUAUGAUACAAAUUAAAGGUAGUGAUAAGGAAAAUGGAAAUAUUAACACAGUUGAUGGAACUAAUAAUGAAAAUGUAUUAUCCUACAAAGGAACAUUGCGAAUAACGGUAAAAAUUAAAGAAGAAGACAUACAAAAUAGUCCAUUUGUUCUAAAGGUGCAUAAGGAAACACAGGAAAAAACAACUUAUGUAAAAAACUUUGUCAACAAUAGGUUAGAGGAUUUAAUAAAAAAAGGGGAAUGUAUACUUGAUCUAAUUAAAAAUAAAAAUAGGAAUACAAAUAAUUUGAUUGAACUAAAUGUUAAUAUUGAAAACUUUUUAAAUAAAUUUUCUAAAUCUAUAUAUGAUAUUAAUAUAAUCGAACAGUAUAUGCUCUAUGGAAUUAUAGAUAUAAAUAAGAUGGAAAACAUUUUAGAGGAGUUACAUAGAGGGGGAAACAUUGUGGACGCUUUUCUGGAGGAUGAAUCGUACAUUGAGAAAGAGAUCAUCAAUUUAAUACAUAAUGAAAGAGGUAAAAAAAAAGAGUUAGGAAAUGACGGAGGAAACGUUGAAGGAGGCUGUAGAAGCCAUGGUUGUGAUGAACUUAAUGGACAUGAUAGAGGUGAUACCUCUAAUAUCCAAAGGAAUCCUCAUGAGGAGGAAGGUAUAGGAAGUGGAACAGACCCUUCAGCGGAAACAAAAAAAAUUUCACAAGUAAAAACAGAUUUAGGAGAACACAACUACAACGGUAUGAUAAUGAGCAACUUAUUUUUAAAAAUAAAAGAGAAUGAAAAGCUGAUUGAUUUUAUAAAUGAAAAUAAAUUAAAUUUUAUGGACUAUGUUGACUCAAAUUUAAUGAAAAAGCUAAAAAAUUGUAUUUUACUUUUGAACAAUGAAGAAUUAAGCCUAAGAAAUAAAAAAGAUAAUAUGAAAAAAAAUGAUGGUACAGCAGAUAUAAAGACAGCAACAAAUGAGAGAAAUAGGAAGGAAAGAAAUGGGGUUGAAAGUAAAACCAAUUACUUAUAUGAAGAAUAUUUAACACAAAUAGAUGAGAAUAAAAUAGAAGUCAUCCGAAAUUUAUUAAUUUUUUAUUAUAAAUUAAGAUCUGUUUGUAUUUGUAAAAAGGAAAAGGAACUGAAGGAAGAAUUCAUAAAUGAAGAAAAAGAAAGUAUUAAAAAGUUAAAAUUAAACUUCAACAAAUUUAUUAAUAUUAAAAAAAAUUUAGAAAUAUCAAGUGUUUAUAUUCAUAACAAUGGUUAUGAGGCUUCUUUAAAAGAACUAGAAACAACCAAAAACUACCUAACAGAAAUAAAAGAAGAAGUAACAAAAGUAAAACAAAUUUCGGACAAUAUAAUAAAAAUAGAUAAUGUAGAAGAGUUGAAUAAAAACAUAGAAGAUAUGAACAAUGAAAUAAAUGAAAUAGAGAAAUUAUGGAUGUUCAUAAAAAAAAAAGAAGAAAUUUUGAACGGAUUUUUGUUCUCUCCGUUUAAAGAUUUAGAUAUCGAAGAUUUUGAUAUGCAAGUUAAAAAAUUACAAAAUAAUUUCAAACAAAUAAAAGUUGACAGGAAACAUAAUAUAUGUAAAGAGGAAACAAUAAAAUUGAAAGAAACUAUAAAAUUCAUUUCUGUGUUAAGUGAACUAAAAAAACCUUUUAUCAAAGAAAGACACAUAAAAGAAAUAGAAUAUAAUAUAAAUGAAGAAAAGGAAAAAAAUAAAGAAGAAAAAAUCAGUAUAUUAAUUGAUGACAAUACUUUAACAGUUUACUUUUAUAAAUUGAAUGUAAUGAAAUAUCAUGAUACCAUUGAAGAAGUGAUAAUAAAAGCAUGCAACGAAAAAAUAAUAGAAGAAACAAUAAAUAAAUUUGAAGAAUACUGGGAUAAUAUAUAUUUUAAAAAUAAAAAUUAUAAAAAUGAUAUUAUACUAACUUAUAUAGAAGAUGUGUGUAUAGACACCAUAGAAGAACAUCAAGUAACUUUACAGAACUGUUUUUCUUCAAAAUAUUUUCUCUUCUUUUCAACAGAAUUAAAUUUAUGGCAAAAAAAAAUUUCGAAUAUAUAUGAAGUGAUACAACUAUUAAAAGAUAUAGAAAAGCUUUGGCUGUAUUUGCAAAAUAUGUAUGUUUAUUCAGAGGAGGUAAAAAAGGAGCUACCACUCUAUUCAAAAUUUUUUCUAACUAUAAAUGAUGAAUAUUUAGAAAUGCUAAAACAGAUAAAUGAUAAUAACACAAAGGUAAUAGUUUUUUCUAAUGAAGAAGGUAUAGUAGAAAAAUUAGAAGAGCUAAAAGUCAAAUUGUGCAAAAGUGAAAAACCGUUAAAUGAGUAUCUAGAUUCUAAAAGAAAAUCAUUUCCUAGGUUUUUUUUUAUAUCCUCAACUGAUUUGAUAGAUAUCUUAUCUAAUGGCAAUAAUUUUAAGCUCGUUAAUACUCAUGUGCAAAAAAUAUUUUUAUCAAUUAGGCGCUUCGUUACAAAAAAUGAAAAAUUAAGUGAGCACGAAGCGGAAAAUGAGGUUAAACUGGAGGUGGACAAAAAAUCAGAAAAAGGGUGUGUGAACGAAAGUAGGGAAGAGCUAAAAAAUGAAGAACAACAUAUGCAUGUGCCUGACCAGAAAGAGCAGAAGUUCCUAGAAGGAACACCAAGUGAGGUGGAAGGAAAAAAGAUAAAUAUAUCAAGUGAAGAAAAUGAAACUAAUAGGACGGAAGAGGAGGAAGUUAUCACAAAACUGAUAUCCUCCUAUGGUGAAGAAAUUUGUAAUUUUCAUGAACCUCUAAGUCUAAGAGGAAAAGUUGAAUGCUACUUAAACGAUAUAAUAGGACAUAUUAAAUAUACCUUAAAAUAUCAUAUUACUAAUUUAUUUAAAUUAAAACAUUUAUAUAAUAAUGAAAAAGAAAUAUGGAUUGAUGAAAAUUAUCUAUCUCAAGUAUUCAUCUUGUGUAAUACAAUAUUUUUUGUAAAUGAUGUAGAAAGUAUAUUAAGUAAAAGUGAUUGUACAAAUAUACAUGAGGAACUAAAGAAAUAUUAUAAAAAUCAUAUAGUUCAACUUGAGAAUGUUAUUAAAAAAGUUCAAAAAAAAUUAACCAUAAAAAAUAGAAUUAAAAUUAUGUGUAUUAUUACUUUAGAUACUUUUUACAGGGAUAUAUUAGAAGUUAUUUUAAAAAAUAAAAAUGCAAUUUCAAUAAAUAUGUUCGACUGGCAAUCACAAAUAAGAAUAUAUCCAUUCUUUAAAAAUGAAAAAAAAGAUUCAGAUCAUACAGAUAUGCAAAAAGAAAAUACAGGUAGUAUGGCCCAAGAGAAAGCUUAUAAUAUAUCACAAGAUGGGGAAGAAUGUAAGACAAAUGAUGAAAUGUACAAAAAGGAUAACAACACAUUAGAUUUCAGAGAGUUAUAUAUAAAAAUAAAAAUUAUGGAUUGUUCUUUCAAUUAUUCUUAUGAUUAUAUAGGAAAUUAUCAAAGACUAGUAAUUACCCCUUUAACGAGUCGUAUAUAUAUAACGGCAACUCAGGCUUUAAGUUUAUAUAUGGGAUGUGCUCCUGCUGGACCUGCAGGAACAGGUAAAACAGAAACUACAAAAGAUUUAUCUAGUUUUUUUGGAAAAAAUUGCUAUGUAUUUAAUUGUUCAGAUCAAUUAGACUAUAAAAGUAUGGGGAAUAUAUUUAAAGGAAUAGGUAGCACUGGAUGUUGGUGUUGUUUUGAUGAGUUCAACAGAUUAAUACCUGAAGUUUUAUCUGUCUGUUCUAUUCAAUUCAAAUCUAUAUUAGAUUGUAAACGUAAUAAUAAUAAUGUUUGUAUAAUUGGUUCGGAUGAAAUAAUUGUUAAAAAAAAUUGUGCUGUUUUUAUAACUAUGAAUCCAGAUUAUUUAGGUAGAUCAAAAUUACCUGAGAGUUUGAAAAUAUUAUUUAGACCUAUUACAGUUAUUAUUCCUGAUUUUAAUAAAAUUUGUGAAAAUAUGUUAAUGGCUGAAGGGUACGUAGAGGCAAAAUACUUGUCCAUAAAAUUUACUACCUUUUUUGAAUUAGCUCAAAGUUUAUUAAAAGAAAAACACUGUGAUUGGGGAUUGAGAAGCAUUAAAAGUGUGUUAACAAAGGCAGGAUUUCUUAAGAGAACUUAUCCAAAUGAUGAUGAGAAUAAAUUACUCUAUUCAGCUAUACAUGAUAUUAAUAUUGCAAAAAUAUCCUCUUCUAAUUGCCCUAUAUUUUCAGGCUUACUUAACGACAUAUUUUACUCAAACCAAGAUACAGCGAGAGAGCAAAAAGUAGGAAACGAUAUGGUAGGAUAUAAAAACGGUGAAGAAAAUGUACAUAGUGGUAUAUAUUCGGAUGUAAUGAAAAAUGAUAAGGAGGAGUCCAGUAAAACUAAAACGGGCAAAAACGGUACGAACAGUACAGGAGGAAAAGAAGAACUCAAAGGAGAUAAAAUAGAUAAAGAAGCAGAAUGGAAUGACCAAGAUAAAACAAGUACUGACAACAAUAUAUUUACAAGUGGAGAGGGGCCCAAACCAGGUGAAAAUGAGAAAGAUUGUUUUAAUAUAAACACAAUAGAAAAGGAAUUAACAGAAAUUUGCAAAAAGAACCACCUAUUCGGUUUAGAAUAUUUUGUCAAAAAAAUUAUACAACUAAAUGAUAUAAUUAAUAUAAGACAUUGUGUAUUUAUUAUGGGAGAAGCAGGAUGUGGAAAAACUACUCUAUUUAAUAUGCUAAUGGAAUAUCAAAAAAGGAAAAAUUUAAAAACCGUAAGUAUUAGGAUAAAUCCGAAGUCGAUAAAUAUUGAUGAUUUAUAUGGAAAUGUUCAUAUAAAAACAAGAGAAUGGAAAGACGGAGUUUUUUCAAAAUAUAUGAGAAACUAUUCUAAAAGAGAUGAUUGUGAUAAAGCCUACAUAAUUUUUGAUGGAAAUUUAGAUUCUCAUUGGAUUGAAAAUAUGAAUUCAGUUAUGGAUGAUAAUAAAGUGUUAACCUUAUCCUCUAAUGAGAGAAUAUUAUUAAAAAAUCAUAUGAACUUAGUAUUCGAGUUUAGCGACUUAAUGUUUGCUACACCUGCCACUAUAUCUAGAGCUGGAUUAGUUUACUUCUCUGUUAACCCAAAUGAUUUAUGGAAAAAUUAUUUUUUAUCAUGGAUUGAUAAGCAUCAUAAUUUUAACAGUAGUAUAAAAAAAUUAUUUGAAAAAUUAAUGUAUAAGUAUGUGGAGCCAACUUUUUCUUAUCUAAGUACUUUACAAACAUCUAUUAAAGUAUCCCCAAUGUCUCAUAUUCAGUCUUUAUCUGCCUUAUUAGACAUAUUACUAAUAGAUAAUAAUUUUGACAGUGUUGAACAUUAUUUUAUUUAUUCAGUUAUAUGGUGUUUUGGUAGUUUCCUGGGAGAAAAAGAUAAUGUUAAUUAUAAGAAAUGCUUUGAUAAAUAUUGGAAAAAUACGUUUAAAAGUAUUAAAGUGAAUAGAAAAAUUAGUGUAUUCGAUUUUUAUGUUGAAAAUAAUAAAUUUAAAGAAUGGGAUGAAGUGGAAAUAAAUAAUCAGAUAAGCGAAAAUUCCUUAUUAAAGGAUGACAUAUUUGUAGAAACUGUAGAGAGCUGUUCUUAUAAAUACAUAACUAAAUUAUUUUUAAAGUCACAUAUGCCAAUUUUAUUUAUAGGAAAAACAGGUGUAGGAAAAACACAAUUAUGUAAAAAAAUAUUAAAUGAAGAAAAAGAUGAAUAUAAAAGUUUUUACAUGAUUUUUAAUUAUUAUACUACUUCAAAAAAUGUACAAUCUCUUAUGCAAAGUUGUUUAGAAAAAAAAUCAGGAAAGCAGUUUAGUCCUCCUUAUCAACAAAAAUUAAUUUAUUUUAUUGAUGAUAUUAAUAUGCCUAAAUGUGAUGAUUAUAAUACUCAAAGUGCCAUUGAAUUAUUAUGUCAAUAUAUUGACACUAACUCGUGGUUUGAUUUAGAAAAACUAAAUUUAAUAAAGAUAUUAAACACUAAACUUAUUUCUUGUAUGAAUUAUAAUAGGGGAAAUUUUACCGUAAACCCUAGACUACUUCGACAUUUUUUUAUUUUAAAUAUUAACUUCCCUGAAAAUAAUACCAUUAAUAGUAUUUUUAGUGUCCUCUUAAAAGGUCAUUUUAGCAAUUUCAAGCAGGACGUAUCUGAUUUAGUUCCGUCUAUACUUAAAUCUACUAUAUCCUUAUAUUACAAUAUUGAAAAAACAUUUAAACGAACAGCCACUUAUUUUUAUUAUGAGUUUAAUUUGAGAGAUAUUCACAGCAUAGUUAAAGGAUUACUAACAACUACACCUUCUACUUUUCAAGAUUGUGAUAAGCUACUAUUUUUGUGGUUACAUGAAUGUGAACGAGUUUACUCAGAUAAGCUAAAUAAAAAAGACAAGAGAAAAUAUAAAAAUAUUAUUAUUGAUAUAAUAAAAAAAAUGUACAAUAAAUAUGAAAUCAAUAAAUUAGUCAUGAAAUAUGACAAUAAUAAUUUACUCUUUUCUAAUUUUCACAAAGGCAGUCAUGAUAAGAGUUAUGAUUUAUGUAAAAAUAUAGAGGAAUUAACAAUAUUCUUAACAGAAGAAUUAAAUGAAUAUAAUAAUUUCUACAAUUUAAAUAUUGUUUUAUUUAAUGAUGCUAUAAAGCAUAUAUGUAAGUUAAUUAGAAUAGUAGAUAACUUAAAAUCACAUGCUUUAUUGUUAGGUAUAGGUGGAUGUGGAAAAACAACCAUUUCAAAAUUUUCCUCCUAUAUAUCUUCUAAAACUUUCUUUGAAAUGGACUUUUCAGCACAUUGCACAGAUAAUGAUAUAAAAAAAUAUUUACAUGAUGUGUUUCAUAAAUGUGCUAUGAAAAAUGAAGACAUUAUUCUAUUUCUAAAAGAAAGCAAAAUACAUGAUAAAUUUUUUAUAUAUGUUAAUGAAUACAUGUGUUCUAAUAAUAUCAUAGAUUUAUACACAAAAGAAGAAAAGGAUAAUAUAAUACACAACAUGAGAAAUAUAGCCAAAUCAGAAGGAAUAGAAGAAACAGAUAAUAGCAUAUUUGAUUAUUAUAUCAAAAAGGUAAAUAACAAUUUACAUUUCAUUUUAUGUUUCUCACCUACUAGUAACAAUUUCAGAGAUAAGUCAAAUAAUUUCCAGUGUAUACUAAAUAAUACAAUGAUAGAUAUUUAUGAUAACUGGGAAGCAGAUUCCUUAAUGUGCGUAGGUAAAAACUAUGUCAACAACAUAUACAUGAAUAUCAACACAGGAGAUAUAAUAAUAAAUGACGAAUAUAUAAAAUUAAUGAAUCAGAGCAAAAAUGAAAAUAAUAUACCUAGUCAUUCGAUAUCCCCAAUGGAUGACAGGCACACAAAUUUGAAAAAUGACCCAGAUGAAAAUACAAAUACUGCUAACAGCGCAACAGAUAAAAUGGAAAGAUUAGAACACGAUCUCAGCAAAGGUAGUGACCAUUCAGGGCUUAUAGAGGGAGGUGACAACACGGUUGCUUAUAGCGAUAAUAAUGAAUGUAACAAAGGUAAUAACGACAAUAAAACUAAUAAUAAUAAUGGGCCCAAAGCAACCCCUGUAAAGAUACCUAAUGAGGAAGAAUAUGUAAAUUUAAAAGACAUAAUAACUGAAUAUUUGAAGGAAUGCUACGAAGAUCUACUGGACAUAUCGUCGUACUAUUAUUCCCAUGAAAGGUCCCAUAUAUAUAUAACUCCCAAGUUGUACCUGGAGAGCAUAAAGACAUACCAUAUUAUGCUGUUAAAAAAUAUCACUAAUAUAAACAAUAAGAUGGAUAUGCUGAAGAGCGGAAUUACUAAAAUGAAUGAAACUAGUUCGAACGUAGAAAACAUAAAAAAUUGUUUGAAAGAAAAGAAAAAAAUAUCAGAGGAAAAAAAAGAAGCCGCUGAAAAGUAUGCUAUAGAUAUAGGAAAUGAAAAAAUGAUUGUUAAAAAAGAAAGUGAUUUAGCUGAUAUAGAAGAAAAAAAUUGUUUAGAAAUACAAAAAACAGUACUAAAACAACAGGAGGAAUGUGAAAAUGAUAUAACUUUGGGUAUACCUCUAAUAGAACAAGCAGAAGAAGCCUUGAAUACGUUAAAUAAAAAGAAUAUUCAAGAAUUAAAAACACUGAAUAAACCUCCUCCUGGUGUUGAAGAUAUUACUGCGGCUGUUAUGCAGUUACUUGCUACAAUUGAUACAACCAUAUGUGUAGACAAAUUUGGAAAAAUAAAAGAUAGGAGUUGGAAAUCAGCUCAAAAAAUGAUGAUUAAUCCAGAGAAAUUCAUAUCCUUGUUAAAGGAUUAUAAAAAUAAGAUAGAUGAAAAUUUAGUUCCUGACUGUAACUUUAAAUAUGUUGAAAAUUUAAUUAAUUUACCUCAUUUUAAUAAAAAUGCCAUUCAAAAAAAAUCUAAGGCUGCAGCAGGUUUAGCUGAAUGGGUAUUAAACAUUACGUCUUUUUAUAAAAUAAUACAGAACAUAUUACCUAAGAGAAUUUUACUAGAUAAUACUAAAAAAAGUCUUGAGGAAGCAAAUGAAAAACUACAGAUUGUUCGUGAAAAAGUACAAUCACUUAAAGCAAAAUUAAGUGCUUUGAUAAAUCAGUACGAUCAUGCUAUUUAUGAGAGAGAUUUAGUUAUAUUAGAAGAAAAAAAAUUAAAAACAAAAUUAGAACUAUCUAUUAGGUUAAUAGAUGCUCUAAGUAGUGAGCAAAUAUCAUGGUCCAAUCAAUAUCAAACUUUAAAAAAAAAAAAAAAAACAAUUUUAACAGAUAUAUUAUUAUCCUCUACAUUUGUUACUUUUUGUGGUGGAUUUACCAAAAAAUAUAGAAAUAAAAUUAUGACUAAAUGUGUAGACACCUUGAAGAAAAAAAAUGAAAUUCAAAAUGCUAUCUUUAAUACCAUGUUCAAAAAGUUAAAUAUUAAGGUAGAGAAAGAUGAGUCAACAUUGGGAAAUUCUAAAAAAUAUGCUUACACAAAUAAUAAAGAUGCGGAUGUCAAUAGUGCUGCUAAUACUAGCGUUGUCACUUUCACUGCUAACAACAUUAGUCUAAGCAAUACUAACACAGACAAAAAUAUUGAAAAUAGAGAUAACAUAAAGAACGAAGAAAUCAUAUAUGAUAUAUUUUUUGUAAAUAAUUUUAACUUAGAUUUGUUGAUAAAUGAAGAAAUUUUAGCUAAGUUGAGUAAACAGGGAUUAACAUUAAAUUCUGUUUGUAUUGAAAAUAAUAUUAUCCUAGAGAAUAGUGAGAAGUUUCCAAUAAUUAUAGACCCCCAAAUGGAAAGUUUAAAAUGGCUAAUUAACAGUCAGAAAGAAAAAAGUGAAAAGUUGGUUAUUACUGAUAUUAAUGAUAAGAUGUUACUUAAAAAAAUAGAAGAAUGUAUAUCAUUCGGGUAUUCAAUUAUCGUAGAAAAUGCAGAUGAAUAUAUUGAUAAUACGCUAUAUAAUAUUAUAUCAAAAAAUAUUAUUAAGAAAAAAAAUAAUUAUUAUAUUAAUAUAAAUGAUAAAGAAUUAAUAUUUCAUCCUUCUUUCUAUAUUAUUUUACACACACAGUUAUCUAAUCCUCAUUAUCAACCUGAAAUACAAUCUGCUUGUUCUUUAAUUAAUUUUACUGUUACUCCUGAUGAUUUGGAAGAGCAUUUAUUAUCUAUCACUUUAGAAAAUGAGUUCAACCAUUUGUCAAAAAAAAAAAAAAAAUUAUCUUUAUUAAAAUAUGAUUAUAUGUGUCAGCUAUCAUUUCUACAAUCAUUCAUCUUGCAAAAAUUAACUAAUGCAAAAGGAGAUAUUUUAGAAGACGUAUCAUUAAUAGAAAAUUUAGAAAAAACAAAAUUAUUAAGUGAAAAUAUAGCUAAAAAAAGUGAAAUCGUUAAAAAUACUGAAGUACAUAUUAAUACUAUCAUCAAUUUAUAUAGACCUUUAUCAAAAAGAGGCGUCAUGUACUUCUUCAUUCUGCAAAAGCUAAAAAACCUUCAUUCAUUCUACUUCUAUUCCUUAGAAAUAUUCCUAAAAAUAUUUGUUAAGUGCUUAAAUGACUGCUCCGAAAACAAACCAUUCAAUGGUUGUAGUAGGAACAAUAAUAAUAAUAGUAAUAAUGCUAAUCGACAAGAAAAAAAGAAAUACCAUAAAAACGUAGAAAAUAAUCCAAUCCAAGUCAAUACUUACAAUGCAUCAGAGGGGGUAGCACCUAAAGAAAAAGAUUCAAAGAAAAAAGACAUAAGCAUAAAAAAUUAUGAUAAAGGACAAAGUACUCGAGAACACGUAUUGGAAGAGGGCACAGAUAUUAAAUGUGAAGUAGAGGGGGAAUGUUCACAAAUGGUAAACGAACAUAUCAGUGAAGAAGUAGGAAAAAAGUUGGAGGAAAAGCAGACAGUAGCGGUGGAGAAAGAGGCUAAAGCAAAAAGGGAUGAGCUGAAUAUUGAUAAGGUGAAAUUUGAUGAUGUGAAAACUGAUGAGGUGAAAUUUGAUGAUGUGAAAACUGAUGAGGUGAAAACUGAUGAGGUGAAAACUGAUGAGGUGAAAACUGAUGAGGUAAAAUUUGAUGAGGUGAAAACUGAUGAUGUGAAAACUGAUGAAGUAAAAAAUGAUGAAGUGAAAAAUGAUGAAGUAAAAAAUGAUGAAGUAGAAAAUGAAGUAGAAAAUGAUGAAGUAAAAAAUGAUGAAGUAGAAAAUGAAGUAGAAAAUGAUGAAGUAAAAAUUGAUGAAGUAAAAAUAGAUAGCGAAAAAAUAGAAAUAGAGGCAAAUGAAGAAAAAGUAGAACUCAAAGUUGUCAAGGAAAAAAUAGAAUCUGUAGAAAGCGAAGAUAAAACAGAACAUGUAAAGGUAGAAAUAGUUGAACCCGCAGAAGAGGCAAAAGAAGAUCCCGCUGAUGAAGCAAAAGGGGAAACCGUAAGUGAAUCAAAAGACGAACCCGUGGAUGCAGCAAAAGCGGAGACCGUAAGUGAAUCAAAAGAACUCGUAGAUGAAGCAAAAGCUGAACCCAUAGAAGAAACAAAAGAGGAGACCAUAAGUGAAUCGAAUGUGGAGGAAAAAGACGAGGAUACAGAAAGCGAAGAUUUCGAAAAUGAUGAUUUCAAGAAUGAAGAAAUAAAAAUAGAUAAAAAUGAAGUUGAAAAAAGAGUGAACAUGCUAAUAAAUUUACUAAUAGUAAAGAUGUGGAUGUAUAUAGAUAAGGGGUUAUUAGAAAGGGACAAAUUAAUAGUGAAAUGCUUAAUUAUGUUAAAUAUAGAAAAGUUAAAGGAUAAAAUAACUGAGGAAGAAGAAGAAAUUUUCAUAAACCCUAAAUAUAAGUUAAAUAGCAACACAUAUAAGGUAGAGAAUAAAAAGGAAAAUGAUAAUAUAGAAAAGAAACUGAUGAAUAAAUCAUUUAUUAGUGAAGAUUUAUAUGAAGAUUGUAAGAAUUUAGAAAAUUUAAAAGAUUUUGAAAAAUUAACUGAGAGUUUUGAAAGUGAGAGUAUGUCGUGGAAACAAUGGCUUUUAAGUGAAAAGGUAGAAAAUGAAGAACUACCUAGAAAAUAUAAUAAUUUAAAAGAUUUUUCUAAAUUGUUAUUAAUUAGGGUCUUGCGCAAAGAUAGAUUCCUGGUUGCUUUAAAAAAUUAUAUUAAAAAGCACAUAAAAAUGACUAAUGAUGAAAAAAACACAUAUGCAUUAGAAAAUAUAUUAGAGGAAUAUAUUGAUAAUAAAACCCCUGUUUUAUUUUUGUUAACUUCUGGAAAUGACCCAUCUAAAGAUAUAGAAGAUUAUAUUGCAAAAUUAAAGAUGAAACAAAGUGCUAUUUCUUCAUACAAUGGUGCUAAGGAAUCGAAUGAUAGUUCUACAAAUAAUAAUGAUGAAGAAAACAAAAUUUCAUAUAUUAACAUAUCUAUGGGACAAGGUCAAGAAAGUAUUGCUUUGAAAUAUUUAAAAGAAAUAUCAAAGUCUGGCGGGUAUAUAUUUUUACAAAAUAUUCAUUUAAUGACUAAAUGGUUAAAGGAAUUUGAAGAAAUUCUUGAUAAAAUUUUCUUAGAUGCUCAUCCAAAUUUCCGUUUAUUUUUAUCUUCAGCUAUUCCUUCAGAAAAAGACACUCAAAUAUUACCUGAAAAAUUAUUAAAAAAAUGUUUUCGAAUAAAUAAUGAAAAAUCUUAUAGUUUAAAAGAUAACAUAAAAUGCUGUCUUGAUAAAUUUGAAAAUAAGGAAUAUGAUGACAAGUUAAAAACUGUCAUAUUUGGUCUUUCUUAUUAUCAUAGUUUAUUAUUAGGAAGGUUUUUAUAUGGAAAAAUUGGUUUUAGCCAAUCCUAUUCUUUUAAUGAUAACGAUUUAGAAAUCUCAUUUAAUAUCAUUAAGAGGUAUUUAAAUAGCUAUCAAACUUUUCCUUUAGCUGACGUAUUAUUCCUAAUAGGCGAAAUAAUUUAUGGUGGUCAUAUCACGGAUAUAUGGGAUAGACGAAUAAAUAAAACAUAUGUAAAAAAUAUACUAAUGGAAAUUUAUAGAAACAUAAUUACAAUUAAUGAACGUAAGAGAAGUAGUAUCGAGAGUGUGGAAGGAUCUCGUAAUAAUGCCAUUUCAAAUAGGAGUAGGAAUAGCGGAAGGAAUGAAGGAAAUAAAGAAAGCGGUCAUAGUGACACUAGCAAUGAUAACAGUGAUAUCAGUGGUAACAGCAGCGAUCUGGAUAACAAUGGCAAUGACAAUGACGGUAUGUUAAAUAACGAUCUGGAGGAAAAACGUAUUUUAAAGAAUACCAAAAACAAUAUCCUAUUUGAAGUAUUUAAGUUUCCUGAUUGCAGUAGAUAUAACAUAACUCAGUUGAAGAAAUAUAUAGAUGAGAAACUCAACAAAGAACAGACCUAUUUGUUAGGGUUACAUAUAAAUGCAGAAAUAGAAUAUAUGAAAAAUGAAUGUUCAAGAAUUUUACAAAAUUUACAAGAAUUAGGUAAUAAAGAAAUAACAUCUUCUGAAAAUUAUAAGAAUAAGAAUGAGAAGGGAAAUAGGAAAAAAAGGUUAGAUGCAAAUGAAGAAGAAAAUGAAGAUGAGGAGGAUGAAAAACAUUCUGGAGGUAAUAAAAGUACAAAAAUAAUAUAUGAAAUUAUUAAUAAUUUACUAAAUGAAUUGCCAGAAAAAAUAGAUAUAAAUGAUUUAAAAAUAGACGAUAUUCAAACAUGUACCUUUAUGGUAAUAGCCUUAAAAGAAGCAGAGAAAUUCAAUAUAUUAAUUGAAUGCAUUAAUGACACUUUAAUAGAAAUAAAAUUAGUGCUAGAAGGAAUAUUAAACAUGAAUGAUAAAAUACAAAACGCUAUUAAAUCUUUAUUAUUGCAUAAUAUACCAGAAAUAUGGAAAAAUUAUUCUUAUCCUUCUAAAAAAAAAUUAAUGCCGUGGUUUGAUAAUUUUAAAUUAAGAAUUAUUUUUAUAAAAGAAUGGAUAUCAAAAAUCAGAAAUAAUAUUUUCCUACCAAAUUCUGUUUGGCUAUCUGCAUUAUUUAACCCUAUAUCUUUUUUAACAGCAAUCAAACAAAAAUUUGCUCAUGAAAAUAGAGUCCCUAUUGAUAAACUAAAGCUAAAAUGGCAUGUAACAAACAUAACGAAAUUAGAAGAUUUGAAUAACAAAAACAAUUCCUUAUACAUACAUGGGCUAUUUUUACAAGGUGCCUCUUGGCUCAUUAAUUCUAAGAAUGAUACUUUUGUUUUUGACAAAGAUAAUUUAAAUGAUAACAUUUCUUAUGGUAACAUAAUUGAAUCAGUCCCAAAAAAUAUUUACUUUGCCAUGCCCUUAGUAUAUGUCUACUGUGUUACUAAUGAACAGGACGAGCUCUUAAAGCAUAAUGUUGAAUCCCGCUCAUUAAACACCCCACUCUACAUUACUUCGGAUAGGGGAAGCACCUUCGUCUGCUCCAUUGAUUUGAACUUAGAGAUUGACGACAUAGAAGAUAAAUGGAUUUUAGCAGGAGUUGCCCUUUUCCUAUCGGAUGAUUAG